AUGGGUUCUACACCUAAACACCCUUUGUUUUGUCUAAAAUGGCCGUGGGACAUGAACCAAAAUGCUAAAGCUAACACUCCUAGCGCUUGCAACUUUGAGGGUCCUUGGUUAUUCAAAUCUCUGCAAACUAUUGGGUCCAUUGCUUUCAAUUUCGUCAACUCAGUUUCCGGGUCCUCGUUUUCAUUGGCCAAUACCUUUAAGCCCUCCCAGUUGGAUGCAAGAACCAGCCAGAGUAACAGUUUGAAGUCAAAAACAAUCUUGGGUCCUGAAGAGCAGGGGGAGGCAGAGCAUAGAGCAUUUGCCUCAGCUUUAGCAAGUGGGAAAGAGGCUACUGUGGUUGAGUUUUAUUCACCCAAAUGCAGGCUGUGUAAUUCUCUGCUUAAUUUUGUUAGGGAGGUUGAAGGUAGGAACGCAGACUGGCUUAACAUUGUUAUGGCAGAUGCAGAGAACUAUAAAUGGCUUCCCGAGCUUCUCCAUUAUGACGUUAGAUAUGUUCCUUGCUUUGUGCUGGUGGACAAGAAGGGGAGGGCGCUGGCAAAGACUGGUAUUCCGAGUAGUCGGCUACAUGUAAUAGCAGGUCUCUCUCAUCUUCUCAAGAUGAAGCGUCCUUGCAAAAAGCAAUAG
This is a messenger RNA of Prunus armeniaca (apricot), 624 nucleotides long. NCBI's taxonomy places the organism in Eukaryota, Viridiplantae, Streptophyta, Magnoliopsida, Rosales, Rosaceae. The record is from the annotation of a GenBank genome assembly.